Monomorium pharaonis (pharaoh ant) is the source of this 1486-nucleotide messenger RNA. RefSeq names its product retinoid-inducible serine carboxypeptidase. The transcript is spliced from 9 exons. The coding region runs from base 46 to 1374 and encodes 442 amino acids. Gene Ontology annotation, molecular function: serine-type carboxypeptidase activity. Gene Ontology annotation, biological process: proteolysis. NCBI's taxonomy places the organism in Eukaryota, Metazoa, Arthropoda, Insecta, Hymenoptera, Formicidae. The record is from RefSeq and is a predicted model, not a curated record.
CACGGUGAUUAGUUUCCACAAGAUUUCAUUGCAAGAGAGAAGACAAUGAGGAGUUCACUUGCUUAUUUUUUUGUUGCAUUGUACUUUAUUUCUGGCAGUAUUGGAAAAAAAGGAUUUGGUCCUGGGGAACAAGAAUGGAAUUACGUUGAAGUGCGUCCUAAGGCGUUCAUGUUCUGGUGGCUUUAUUAUACCACGGCAAACGUUAAUUCAUAUUACGAUAAACCUUUACUCAUAUGGUUGCAAGGUGGACCAGGCGGUUCUUCAACAAGUUUUGGAAAUUUCGAGGAAUUGGGGCCUCUUGAUGUAAAUUUAAAUUCGAGGAAUUUUACUUGGGUUAAGGACUAUAAUGUUCUCUUCAUUGAUAACCCUGUUGGCACUGGCUUCAGUUACGUUGAAAUCGACACUGCAUUCACGAGGACAAACGAACAGAUUGCAAAGGAUCUUGUAGAAUGUAUGCGAGGUUUCUACAACGAAUUACCACAAUUCGAGGAUGUUCCGACGUACAUCACGACAGAAUCUUACGGUGGAAAAAUGGGCGCAGAGUUUGCAUUACUCUGGGAUGAAGCUCAAAAAAGUGGCACUAUCAGAAGUAAUCUAAAAGGAGUUGCACUUGGGGAUGCCUGGAUUUCUCCUAUUGAUUCUGUAUUGACAUGGGCACCAUAUUUACUCAGCUGGGGUAUGGUUGAUACAAAAGGUUUCAAAAACAUUGAUGCUGCAGCACAAAGAACAAGAAGGAAAGUCGAUUAUGGCAGCUGGGCUGCAGCAACUACUGCAUGGGCUGAUACACAAGGAGUCGUUUUCCAGGAGACCUACAAUGUUGACUUUUAUAAUGUUCUUACAAAGCUGAGUCCAUCCUCUCAAAGAGAUUUGAAUUCGUCGACGAGGGAUGCGUGGUUUUUAUCUAGAGGCACCAUGUAUCCAUAUCUCGACCAAUCUGAGGCUUUUUCACUCGAAAGUUUAAUGAACGGCCCAGUAAGGAUAGCGCUUGGUGUCGAUGCCAUUCACGGCAGUCAAUCCGGCAAAGUUUUCACGUAUUUACGUGGAGAUUUUAUGAAGCCUGUUAUACACAUAGUGGAAAGACUACUUAAUGAAACCAAGUUGAACGUAUUUGUGUACAAUGGACAAUUGGAUUUAAUUGUUGAUACACCAGGCACCCAACUCUGGCUCGAUAAACUAAAAUGGAAAAACGCUGACAUCUGGAAAAACUCAGUUAAGCGUCCGAUCCUCAUCGAAGACAUUAUCGAAGGUUAUUUAAAGGUUCAAGAUAAUUUCAGGAUGUAUUGGGUGAACAGAGCUGGACAUAUGGUACCAAGGGAUCAUCCGGCAGUUCAGGACAUAAUACUACGGGAUUUGAUAAGCAAUGCAAACAAGUGAAGAAAAGUGAAUUAAAUCUGACACUUUCACUUAUACUUAAAUAAGUGUAAUUUAUAUAAUGCUCUUCAAUCCUUUCUAUAAAUUUUUUAAAAUAAGAAAAAAUUAAUGAUUA